Racocetra persica is the source of this 1002-nucleotide messenger RNA. The record is from the annotation of a GenBank genome assembly. NCBI's taxonomy places the organism in Eukaryota, Fungi, Glomeromycota, Glomeromycetes, Diversisporales, Gigasporaceae.
CAACAACUACAUCAAUUCCUACUACUACUAGAGCAACAACUACAGCAAUUCCUACUACUACUAGAGCAACAACUACAGCAAUUCCUACGACUACUAAAGCAACAACUACAGCAAUUCCUACUACUACUAGAGCAACAACUACAGCAAUUCAUACGACUACUAAAGCAACAACUACAGCAGCUACUACUACUGCCUGUCUUCCUCUUCCUUCUGGAGUCGAACCUGCUGCCCCUAAUAACCUAGAUCGUAUUGAUCAACCAAACCGUCCAUUGGAUGGAAUAUAUAAAUAUCCUAUCACAUCUGGUUCUGGAGUAAAUGUUUAUAUCGUUGAUACAGGUAUUAAUACAGCUAAUGUAGAGUUUGGAGGACGAGCAAUAUUAGGACCUGUCUUCUGUAGUGGAUGUCCAAACUCUGAUGAUCAUGGGUAUCCAUUUUUGAUUUCUAUUCGAACUCGCUAUGGAGUAGCAAAACAAACAACUUUAAUUUCCAUUAAAGUUUGUAAUUCACAAGGCCAGUGCCAGAACAGUGAUAUCAUUACAGCAUUAACUUACAUAAGAAACCAACAUAGAAGUAGCUCUAACAAGAAUACAGUGAUUAAUUUGUCUCUGGGUGGUGGUUUUUCACAGAUUCUAAAUGACGCAGUUACAGCAGCAGUUAAUGAUGGUAUCCAUGUUGUUGUCGCUGCUGGAAAUUUUGCAAUAAAUGCAUGUCAAACUUCGCCAGCAUCAACACCAGAAGCCAUAACAGUUGCAGCUACCGAUACUUCUACAGAUACUAUUGCAAGUUUCUCAAACUUUGGAACAUGUGUUAAUAUCUUUGCUCCAGGUACAUUAAUUACUGCAGCUGGAAAUUCAGGUCCUGCAUCUUUAUUAACAUUUUCAGGAACUAGUCAAGCAACACCUCAUGGGACGAUUGCUUUGAUGAUUGCAUCUGGCGGAAAUAAAUCUCCAGCUCAAAUGAAAAUAGAUCUUGAUAAUUUAUCAACAAAAAAUGUAGUAUUGG